AUGGAGGAGCCUUCCCUCCUGGACCUGCUUCAGGGGCUGGAGGAUGUGCAAACAAAGAAGACAGAGGUGCGCCUCUCUGAGCGGAACGUCGUGGAGCUGGUGAACAAGCUGAAGGGGAUGGGCCUGAUCGGCGACGACCUGCUCCACACCUCCAACGGCAGGGAGUACAUUACCCGCGAUGCCCUGACGCGCAAGGUGCUGUCAACCGCCCGCGCAUCUCGCCGCGUCCCGCUGGUCGACCUGCCUGCCGCUCUGGGGGUGGAUCUGCUGCACUGCCAGGAGGCUGCCAGGCAGGCGGCUGCGGGCGCAGGCGCCCACGACAUUCUGCUCGCCCAGGAUGAGCUCUUUGCACGGGAGUACUUUGACGACCUCGCCGCCGAGGUGGAUGAAGUCCUGGAAGAGCAGGGCAUGGCGCCCGUCGGCGACCUGGCACAGAGGUUUGGCCUCGCCUCGGACCUCCUCCUGAUCCAGCUUCGUCCGCACCUGGGUCGCGAUGUCCGUGCCCGCCUGGAGGGGGGCUACCUUUACACACAAGCGCUCACAGUCCGCCUUAAGGCACAGCUGCGAGGCGCGCUGCGGGGGUCCACGGUCCCGAUCGGCGUGCCCGCCCUGCUUUCCUCUCUGGACCUGGGCGGGACGCCGUUCCUCCAGUCCCUCGUCCCGGGUCUGGUGGAGCAGCUCGUCGCCGAGGGUGCCGUGCACGGCUCGCUGGCGGGGGGCGCCACCACCUGGAUCCCGGCCGCCUUUGUGGCGACGCAGGUGCAGCAGGCGCGCCAGUCCUUUGCCGAGAACGGGUUCCUCGACUGGUCCACGGCCAAGCGCUUCACCACGCAAGACCCGAAGAACUGGGCCGCCCGAGAGCUGGGGGGUGGGGUGGCCCUGGAGCACUCGUACGCCUCCCACCAGCUGCUGCACCAGCUGGAGGCAGCCAUGGAGGAGACGCUGGCGGAGGGCAGUUGGCUGGACGCGCGGCCCCUCCUGCCUCCCGCCCUCCCCGAGGAGGACGCGGAGGAGCUGGUGCUGCGCUCCACCUCCAAGUUUCCCUCGCUGAGCGAGCUGGGCCGGGAGGAGGGCCUGCGGCUGCGGGCGGCCGACAAGCGGCGCGAGAAGGAGCUGCUGGCGGGGCACAGCGCCGAGCUGGAGGCCCGGCUGGCGGCCUGCGAGCCGGGGGACGGGCCCGCAGUCCUCGCCGUGGCCGUGCCCCUCCUCCUCGCCACACACGCCAGCAAGCUGGUCAACCUCCCCGGACGCGCGCUGGCGCCAGCGCUGCGGGCCCUGGAGGGGAAGCUGAUGUCGGAGGCCGCGGAGCUGCUGCCCGCCCUACAUGCCGCGGUGCUCACCAGGCUGCAGGGGGGUGAAGGCGGCGCUGAGAUGGAGGAGUUGGCGCGCAGGACGCGCCUGCUCCUGCUGGGGAAGAUGGAGGGAAUGACGGCUUGA
Molecule: messenger RNA, 1437 nt
Organism: Auxenochlorella protothecoides
Lineage: Eukaryota; Viridiplantae; Chlorophyta; Trebouxiophyceae; Chlorellales; Chlorellaceae
Product: E3 UFM1-protein ligase 1-like protein
Exons: 10
Coding region: 1-1437 (478 amino acids)
Biological process (GO): protein K69-linked ufmylation; regulation of proteasomal ubiquitin-dependent protein catabolic process; response to endoplasmic reticulum stress
Cellular component (GO): endoplasmic reticulum membrane
Molecular function (GO): UFM1 ligase activity
Source: RefSeq, a predicted model, not a curated record